CAAGCCCUCACUUCUCUUGAACCUUUUUUUGUUUCUCGCGCGCGUCGUGCACGGCCGACGCAACACACACAAGCACACGGCACACGCACACGCACACGCACGCACGUGAAGAGGGCGCGUCGGAAAUUUGCGAGUGGAAGGUGUUGGUUGUUGCUCUUCAGGCCGGCCGCCGUAUCUGCUCCCUUUGUCCCCGUCCUUGGCUUCGCUCGCCUCUCUCUCUCUCUCUCUCUCUUUUUCUCUCUUUCUCGCGUCCUCUACUGUGUUGUGUCGUCGCUCAAAGAGGGCUGUGGCGGAGGUAGAAGGAGUGAUGGCACCUUCGACUCGACUGAGCGGGACGGGCCUGGGGGCGUCUUCGUAUUCCCAGGGCAUCGACGGCAUCCUGAGCCAAUACCACGAGUUCAAGCGAAAGCACAUUGCACAAAAUAGGCAGAUCAUCAAGACGAAUGCCGAGCUCCAGAUCCGGCACCGGGACCUCGAGCGACGGAUCCAGACGCUCGAGGCGCAGCGCAACGAGUCUGAAAUCGAAAAGGUGCAGCUGCAGGCCGACUAUGAGCGGGCGCAGCAUGCACUGCGUGGUGUGGCAAAGGGAUGGCAGGCCAUGGCGAGGAAUCUUGAAAUCGUGGCGAGCGCCGGGAGGAUGGAUUUGGGCCUCAAUGGCUACCACGACGCCGGCGCAGACGGCAACGACGAGGGACAGGGACACAGAGACGAAGAAGAGACGACACCGAGAUUCGAGAGACAGGCGAUGCAUCUCCAACCGGGCAAAAGGAUCACGCUUGGUGCCAAUGCACUGCCGGCAAAUGAUGCAGUCAAGCGUGUGGCUCAGCCGCCCAAUCUACUGUAUCCCAACCUGAUGGAGCAGCCAGAAGAAGAGGAAGAGGAUGAAGGGAAGGAAAAAGGAGAAGAAUAUGGAGCGAUAGAACCGGCUAUACAACAGCCGCAAGGAGAAGAGGAAGUAGACGAGGGCGAGGACGAGGACGAGGAAGAGGCCGAGGAGUCGCGAGACGACGAUACCAUCCGCGUGCUUGCAUCUUCCGCGUCCGACGAGCAGCCCUCUCCAGGGCCCCCGGUGCGAGAACAAGGAGGUAUAAGCAGACAGAGACUGGCACCGGCCAAGCGGGCGGCGCGAAGAAGCAGUGGAGUCUCCCAAGCGGCAGAAGCGUCUCAAGCAGGAGCAGCAGAUGCCAGCGAGGACGAAGAAACAGAGCGGACGCUGCGCACGUCCUCGAGCAUCGACAGUCUGAGCUCCUUUGUUGACGACGGCGAGAUUCAGCUGUCAGAAGACGACGACGACGACGACGAAGAUGACAACACGGCCAACUUCGCAAUAGCAGUCGAGAGAAAUCUGUCGCACAGCGCGUCGCCUAUACCAGCAACAGCAACGAAUCGGAAACGCAAGGUGCCGACCUCGCCCGAGACACUGAGGCAGACGCCGAGGAGCACGAGCCCACCGAGCUCGACGGCCGGUGAAGAGGAGGAUGAUGGGGACGACGACGGUACGGCCGCAUCCACUUCGCGCCGGUCAGCACGGUCAUCGGUCCGGUCGCGCUCGUCGGUCAACUACGCGCUGCCCAAGCUCAACACAAAGAUGCGCAAACCAGACCCCGUCGACCUUGUUCCCGCCGGCACUGCCGGGGGAAGCAGUGGCAGCCAGGGCGCCGCUGGGCCAAGAGGCUCACGGACAGGAUCGAAUAAAGGCGACAAACGGAGAAGCGGAGCGUCAAGUGGCCGUACUUCGUCGACGGCAUUACGAGGCAGAAACGGGGUGGCGAGCAGCGGUAAUCUGAGCGACUUGCGCAAACAGCAUCAAGAGAGGGGCGAACAGCAAGAGCAGCCGCAUGCAGAGGAUCCAGCGACUGACUUGGGAGGUCGAGAAGACGCGUCCGGUGACGGUCCACGACCUCAAUCAAUGCCCGAGACGGCACCGCAAGAUUGGCGCAAACAAGUGCGGACGUCAAGCGGUCGCAGAAAGUCCUCUACCUCAAAAGGGAGAAGGAUUUCGAAACCCGAGGAGAGCAAUGAUGAGGAAGGAGAAGAACAAGAGGAAGAUGGGCGGAGCACGGGUGGGGACGAUGAAUACGAGAGCGAUGGCCGCAGCCAAGACGGUCCCCGUCUGGUCUCUUCCUCCGUGAGGGCUCCUGCAGAGACAAGACCGCCGCUGGCCAAGACGGCGGGCAACGGCAAGGAGGAAGGGGCACCUCACAACUUUGACGGCCUGUUCAAGGGCGUACACGACGUCAGACCCCUGGGUGGAGGAGCAGACACCCCGAUACCCAAGCCUUCGUCCAUGGCGAGCGGCAAGAACAUCAAGGCGCUCAAGCUUGCUGGACGAUUGCCCAGCGGACAUGCCGGUGUCCGGCCAAAGACGCUCUCGCGCCCCUCUGGCAAGACGUCCGUUGCGGUGAAGCAGAGCCAAUCUUCAGCCACAGGGGCGAAUGGUCGCUCCCUUUCUGCUUCCGACGCUGGUCUUUCCAGCCAGCUUCAAGGUCAAAGUCAGGGACAGAGCCAAGGAUUAGGACAAGUGACAGGGACAGGGCAAGCCAAGCAGAGAGCGAGCCUCCAUGCGGCGAUGACGAACCCGUGAACCCGUGUCCAUUUCCCCUUUGUACCACUCCAGCUACUUGCUGUCGCUUAUCGUUGAUAUACCUCUCCGCUGCCGUCGCUGCCGUACAACGCGGCAGUAGAAUGCAAGACUUUCCUACAGCUCUCUUCGUGGCCUAUGUGCGCGUGGUCCAAGACAGGAGUGGCGUCUGGUUGCAUACAGCAUGGCCUGGUCGUGUGAUUGAAUGACGGCCCUGAAUUUGAAUUAGACUGCACGUCUUUACAGACGUGAAAUGUCAAAAAAAGGCU
This is a messenger RNA of Acaromyces ingoldii, 2850 nucleotides long. RefSeq lists its product as hypothetical. The record is from RefSeq and is a predicted model, not a curated record. Bases 308 to 2584 code for a protein of 758 amino acids. Lineage: Eukaryota; Fungi; Basidiomycota; Exobasidiomycetes; Exobasidiales; Cryptobasidiaceae. The transcript has 3 exons.